This is a messenger RNA of Oryza brachyantha (malo sina), 2216 nucleotides long. RefSeq names its product cytochrome P450 81Q32-like. The transcript has 2 exons. The coding region runs from base 33 to 1601 and encodes 522 amino acids. The record is from RefSeq and is a predicted model, not a curated record. Gene Ontology annotation, molecular function: heme binding; oxidoreductase activity, acting on paired donors, with incorporation or reduction of molecular oxygen; iron ion binding. Lineage: Eukaryota; Viridiplantae; Streptophyta; Magnoliopsida; Poales; Poaceae.
UAUCUGCCGCCUCAAACAUCACUUGCGUAACCAUGGAUAAGGUCUGCAUUGCUGUCUGCUGCAUCGUCGCCCUCUUCUUCCUCGUCGACUACCUCCGGUGCCGACACGGCGGCAGGAGCGAUGGAAAGAAUGGGGGGACGCGGAAGCUGCCUCCGAGCCCUCCAGCCAUCCCGUUCUUCGGUCACCUCCACCUCAUCGAGAAUCCGUUGCACGCCGCUCUGUCCCGGCUCGCCGAGCGACACGGCCCGGUCUUCUCGCUGCGGUUGGGCUCACGCAGCGCCGUCGUGGUGUCGUCGCCGGAGUGUGCCAGGGAGUGCUUCACGGAGAACGACGUGUGCUUCGCCAACCGCCCGCAGUUCCCCUCGCAGAUGCCCGCGACGUUCAACGGCGCCGCGAUCGGCUUCACCAACUACGGCCCUCACUGGCGCAACCUCCGCCGCAUCGCCACCGUGCACCUCCUCUCCGCGCACCGCGUCAGGAACAUGUCCGGGGUCGUCUCCGGCGAGGUGCGACCCAUGGUGCGGAGGAUGCUCCGCGCCGCCGCCCCCGGCGGCGUCGGCGUCGCGCGCGUCCAGCUGAAGCGGAUGCUGUUCGAGCUCUCGCACAGCGUUCUCAUGGAAGCCAUAGCGCAGACCAAGGCGACUCGACCAGAGGCGGACGCAGACACGGACAUGUCCGUGGAGGCCCAGGAGUUCAAGCAAGUCACCGACGAGCUCAGCCCGCUUCUCGGCGCGGCCAACCUGUGGGACUACUUGCCGGCGCUCCGGUGGUUCGACGUGUUCGGCGUGAAGAGGAAGAUCCUGGCCGCGGCGAGCAAGAGGAACGCGUUCAUGCGCCGGCUGAUCGAAGCGGAGCGGCAGAGGAUGGACGAGGACGUCGCCGGCGGCGAUGGCGAGAGGAAGAGCAUGAUCUCAGUGAUGCUCGCUCUGCAAAAGACUGAGCCAGAGGUCUACACGGAUAACACGAUCAUGAAUCUCUGUGUGCCAUUAUUUGCUGCGGGAACAGAUACUACAGCAAUGACCAUAGAAUGGGCAAUGUCGCUUCUAUUGAACCAUCCUGAGACACUCAAGAAAGCACAAGUAGAGAUAGACACAUAUGUUGGGAACUCUCGCCUAAUCAGUGUAGACGAUAUGCCUCAUCUUAUCUAUCUCCAAUGCAUCAUCAGCGAAACGCUUCGCCUGUACCCUGCGGCACCACUGCUACUUCCUCAUGAAUCAUCCAUGGAUUGUAAGAUCAGUGGCUACCACAUCUCAAGCGGAACAAUAUUGCUUGUCAACGUGGUCGCCAUCCAUAGAGAUCCAAUUGUUUGGGAAGAGCCAAGUAAGUUCAAGCCAGAGAGGUUCGAGGAUGGAAAGUAUGAUGGAUUGCUCAUGAUACCGUUCGGGAUGGGAAGGCGAAAGUGUCCUGGAGAGACGCUGGCUUUGCAGAUAAUUGGGUUGGUUUUGGGGACUCUGAUCCAAUGCUUUGAUUGGGACAGACUUGAUGAUGCUGAGGUUGAUAUGACACAAGGCAGUGGACUGACCAACCCUAAGGCUGUCCCAUUAGAGGCCAUAUGCAAACCACGCGAAGCUAUGCGUGAUGUUCUUCAGAAACUCUUGUGAGAUAUCUUGGCGAUAUAAUUAGGUUCUGUGAGGGACAACAUGCCCGUCAUCCAAUCUGUUUCAAUCCUUUUUAUGAAAUUUAUGUAUUAUAUAUAUAGUGCAUAUGACUGUGUGAGAAUGAAUUGGUGUAGUUUUUUUAAUGCUGCUUUAGUGAACCUACUAAACCAAUUUUCCUCUGCAUGUUCUUGAACAUACAUAAUGGUACAUCAUGUUGGGGAAGUCACUGGUGUACAUAAGACGUGUUGGGAGGUUAAUGAUCAGGUGAUUUCAGCUUUUUAGUCUUCUCCAUCACAACCGGAUGGUGGUGUGGCCCAGUGCUUCGAAUAGGAGAGACUGACUCGAUGGGGUGGAGGUGGACAUGGAUGACUGAAUGUGGUGGGCUUACCAUCCCCAAGGUGGUUCUGUUGGAGACCCAUGUGUUGUGUGAUGCCAUGGACGAUGUUCUUCAUAAGCUAUUUGUCAGGAUCUCCAAGAAGGAAGUACAUGUAUAACCAACCGGAUGUUUGGUACUGGAGAUUUAAUUGGAGCGGUGCAGCCCACGUGUGGAUCUAGUUGUAGAAGCUGCAAUUAAACUUUCUGUGUUCUAAAACAAAAUCACUGCAAUUUCACAUAAAU